This is a messenger RNA of Lates calcarifer (barramundi perch), 3699 nucleotides long. RefSeq names its product hydroxycarboxylic acid receptor 2-like. Gene Ontology annotation, molecular function: G protein-coupled receptor activity. Gene Ontology annotation, biological process: G protein-coupled receptor signaling pathway. The record is from RefSeq and is a predicted model, not a curated record. Gene Ontology annotation, cellular component: membrane. NCBI's taxonomy places the organism in Eukaryota, Metazoa, Chordata, Actinopteri, Centropomidae. The transcript has 2 exons. The coding region runs from base 2580 to 3557 and encodes 325 amino acids.
CAGUAAUUAUACCACAGACGUCAUUAUCAGCAAUUCAUAUCUAAUUACAGAUCACUAAGCACUGACUCAGAGACUUAGAGAGACGUGUUCAAAAAGCUUUCAACACAGAAACACUAUGCACAUACUGUAUGAUUAUGAAGACAGAGAUCUAUCAGUACAGUUUCACACAUGUAAAGCAUACAGUGUAACCAUAAAAUGCCUCUGAGAGCAGAUGUCAGUCCUGACAUGGUGCCACUGUUGGGCUCUGUGUGUUUGCUUUGUGUGUACUCUAAUAAAACAGUUAGAUGAAUGGUGGACCUCCAGAUCAGAGUCCAGUGGUUCUAGCAAACACACCUUUAGGGCUGUGAAGGGGGACUAUGCUGCUGUAUGGGAGUCAGUGACCAUAAAAUUAUUGAGCUGACAAAGGUCGGACUCUUCACACAGUGGUGGACUGAGCUGACUCUGUGUUUGUGUGUGUGUGUGUGUGUGUGUGUGUGUGUGUGUUUAUUGUAUUGUUGUGUAAUGAGCUGUUCUCAAAGAAAGUUUGGUUAGGGAAAUCAGCGUCCGCUCUCUGAGAAUACAUGGAACGGCUUCACUUGUUCCUCUCUGCAAAUCAGUCCUUGUCAGUUGGCCUUGUACGCUGAAUUGAAUGCAUCAAAGUUGAAUUUUACGCAAACAGAAAGGAAAGAUGAGUAGAUGACCUGAAAUGAAAUUGGAAUGAAAUUGUGAAUGGGAGAUAAUUAAAAGUGAGAUGACAUGAGAUGAGAUGCAAUAAGGUGAGAUGAGACCAAAUGAGACUGGCAUGCAAAAAAGCAUUAUAAGAUGCAAUAUGAUAUGGUGAGAUGGGGUGCAAUGACACUCUAUGAGAUGCAAUGAUAAGAUAAGAUGCAGUAAAAGAAGUGAGUGAAGUGAGAUUAGAUGCAAUGAGACAAAAUGAGAAAUGUGGUGAGAUUAGGUGAGAUGAGAUAAGAUACAGUGAGAUAAUAGUGAGGUGAGAUAAAGAACGGUAAUGUAAGACUGAGAUGAGAUGCAAGUAAGUGAGAUGAAGUGAGAUAAGACCAGUCAGGUAAAGACAACUGGUGAUGUGUUGAAACGAGCUAAAAUGAGAUUAAUCAAGAUAAGAUAAAAAGACAUGGAUUUGGAUGACAAUUUGAGGUAAGAUAGGGUGAGAGUAAGGGAAAGAUGGGAUGACAGUGAAGUAGAGGUAAUGGGAUAAAAUGAGAUGAGACUGGAUAAGAAUAGGUUAGGAUUAAGAGAAAACUUGAGCUAAUGUUGACCUGAGGUGAGUCAAGGUGAAAUGAGAUGGGAUGAGAUAAUGUGAGAUAUUGUGGAUGGAGGAGUUGACUUAUGCUGCUGUGACAUACAUUUGGAUGCUAUGUGAUGAGGUUGGAUGAGGUGAUAAUAAAUGACAGUCAGUCUAAAUGAAAUGAAAUUAGAUUUGAACUCCAAUUCAUUUCUGCGUGGAGUCUUUAUGUUCUCCCUGUGCCUGUGUGGGUUUCCUGAAGGUACUUCCUCCAACAGACAAGUUAGCUUAAGUAGCGACCCUAUAUUUCCCAUAUGUGUGAGUGUUAAUGGUUAUUUGUCUCUACUUGUUGGCCCUGUGAUAGACUGGUGACCUAUCUGGGGUGUGCCCUGCCUCUUGCCCAGUAUCAGUUAGGAUUGGCUCCAACCCCUGGGACCCUGAGUUCAGUUGAAAUUAGGUCAGUGAGAUGAGUUAAAGGAAAUUAAAUCAUUCAUUCAUUCUGAAGAAAAAUAUUAUUGAAUCAGUUCAUAUUUCACAAGAUGACACUUGUGACUAAGUGUAGCAUGGUGAGAUUAAAUUACUUGAGGAAGACAAGAAUGAGACCAGACAGGACAGAGCAGACUGACACUUAAUUAUUUAAUAAUUAUAUGAAAAGCCAUGCCUUACAUCAUAACAGCACAAAUUUAUUAAAUGAAUCUGGAUCAUUUUUUACCACUGGCAGUAGCCACUAGGUGUACAGUGAUGUGAAUAGUAUCCAUAGAUUUACACUAUGUAUAUAUUGAAUUAUUUUGUAAUAUUAACACUUUUGCGUCAGCCAGUUGAGGUGGUUCUGGCACUUGCUGGAGGGAUUAGGUCUCAUCUGGCCUGGGAACGCUUACCCAAACCUGGAAAAGCAGAAGUAAAUGGAUGAAUGGUACAUUUAGUUACAAAUGUCUCCGUCAACUGAAAUAUAUGUAUAUACCUAUUAGUGUUGGCAAACAAUUCUCUAGCAAGAAUUUUUUUUCAGUACAGCAUUCCCUGACCAAUUAUGGAUUGUUAUUAAACUGUGAAUAGGAAGUGAUCUUCACGUCGCUACUUUUCCCUGGAACCAUCAUGACCUGCAUGUUAUGACAAGCCCUCAUGAAAAACGGUGUUUAUUUAGGAAGUGCAAUGAGGGUUUUGUAUCAGUGGAUCACUUUCAUUGCAUGAGGACUGCUCACACUCUUCAUCUGGUGAAUGUGCUGAUAAGACAACUCUGAGUUCUGAAAAUGGGGGUGCUCAGGUCUUUUUGAGGGAACGUAGGAGCGCAGUGGUGGCUACUGCAACAUAAGAUUCGAAGAAAAAUAUCUGGGAGAUCGGACUGCAUUUACAGCUAAAAAUGUCUGAGGCAACGAAUGAAACGCCUUGCCAACCCACUGACACACCUGAAACUUUGUUCGAGCCAAUUUUCAUGAUUAUAGAGAUGAUUGUGGGCCUGCCAGGAAACAUGCUUGCCUUGUGGAUUUUCUGUUUCCGCAUCAAAUUCUGGAAACCCCACACUCUGCUCCUCUUUAACCUGGUCGUAGCUGACGUCCUUCUUGUCAUCAGCGUGCCUUUCCGUAUUGCCACCAGCCUGCAAGGGGAUUUCUGGGUGUUUGGACAGGCCUGGUGCCGCGUCAACCUCUUCAUGCUGGCUGUCAACCGCUCUGCCAGUAUCGCAUUCAUGACUGCUGUGGCACUGGAUCGUUACUUUAAAGUGGUCCAUCCGCAUCACUGCAUCAGCCAUAUGACUUUAACUCAUGCUGGUUGGCUCGCAGGUCUGACGUGGACUGUUGUGAUCGCCCUUCGGAUUCCGCUGUUGACCACAAACCUCCUAAAGCAGAAUGAGACUGCUAACAUCUCCCAGUGUCGUAGCUUCAACUCCUACAAGGAAAUCCCUUUGGCAAUACAGGUACACUAUGUGGCCUUUGUUGCAGAGACCCUCCUGCCAUGGAUCUUGUUGCUGUUCUGCUCAGCCCGUAUUACCUGCUCUCUGCGUAAACUGCGGAUUGGCAGUCAGAAGAAUAACAUACAGAGGGCCAUCAGAGCAGUAGUGGUGAUCAGUUUUGUGUUCACCAUCUGUUUCAUACCAAGUGUCAUCACAGGCCUGGGGGCGAUGUACAUCAAGAGGGUCCACAGAGGCAGCUGCACAUCCUACAAGCUGAUGAUCAAGUGCUUUAUGAUGUCCCUUGCCCUCACCUAUCUCAACAGCACUUUGAACCCUGUCAUCUACUGUUUCUCCAGCUCCAUGUUUCGUGAUGCUCUCAAGAGCGCCAUCUGCCGUGCAAGCUUUGUGAAGAAUAUCAGACCAGCCAAAAACAAAGACACUAACCUCUAAACAUGUGCAUUUAUAUGCAGAUGUAACAUAACACCAUGUGCCAUAAGAAAAAACUGAACAGCAGGGUUUCUGCAUUUGUUCAAUAUUUAUUCUCAUACUUUAUAAUAUCAAUGUUAACAUAAAUAAAAGCAGUAAAAACUGA